UAUGUUGAGGGACCAAGAAACAGUCCACCCUUUGGGUGAGUGUAAAUCAUGGCCAGAGAUCAGGGACAAGUUACGUUUGUGGCGUAAAGAGAAUAUCCGUUGCAGUGAUCAGAUAGUGGAGUUGGGGGAGUAUGCGCUCAAACACUACUCCACCAACUUGGGCAGGGAAAAGUGGGCUGUGUUUGAGCAGGUAUGUGUCGCAGCUCUAGACCUCUGUCCUGCUAAGAUGAAGUUGGUUAACACCUGUAUCCAGCAGCUCUCUGAACAGUUCCCCUCUUCUCUGAGGGUUUCCAUGUUGGAGGGCCUCAAGUAUGAGUAUCUCAAGAAGUGGGAUGAUGCGCUGGAGAUGUACGAAGGAAUGAUAGAAUAUGAGCCAACAUUUCCUGCUCCCUACAAACGUAAAGUGGCUAUAUUGAAGGCUCAGAACAAGAUAUCCGAGGCAGUUAACGAUCUCAACAGAUAUCUCAAUACUUUUAGUUGUGACCACGAGAGUUGGACCGAGUUAUCUGACAUCUACAUUUCAAACCAAAACUACAAACAAGCUCUGUUCUGUGUAGAAGAGCUUCUACUGCAGUAUCCUCAUAAUCAUCUAUAUCAUCAGAGAUACGCUGAUAUCCUGUUUACAAUUGGAGGUAAAGAUAACCUAGAGCUGUGUUGUAAGUACUACUGUAAAGCAGCGGAGCUCAAUCCUGGAAAUGUACGAGCCCUCUUUGGUAUCCAGCUUGCUUCCUCUACUCUUUCUAGCAUAGGUAAAUUAUCGAGUAAAGCAAAGUCAGACAACCAGUCCCUAGCAGCGUGGGCGAGUGACAUGAUAGAGGAUUAUUAUAAAUCUCAGAAAACAUCUAAAAACUUGAUUGUGGAAGUUGUGGGAGUUUUAGAUAAAUUAUCUCUAAAAUAGCGGGUCUUAGCUGUAUGAUUGUGGCUAAGAUAUGGGCGUUUCCUUGACUCAGCCAGGUAGCUGUUGACUGUUGGUUAUAAUAGCUGGUGACACUGCAAGACUGCAGCAGGAGGUACAAGCUUUUGUACCUUCUCAGCUAAAAUCAAUGGUGAUUGGUGGCAUGGGCGUACUGCUUUAUGUUUUACGGACACGUUUCGUUUGUUUCUGAGUGCUGUUCCUUAGACCUAUAAUAACAAUUGCUGUUUUCUAUUAUUCCAGUUUCAAAUCUGUGUUUCUCGCUUCGGUAAUUAAAUUCAAAAAAAUAUGUUUACGUUGGGAUUUCGACUUGUAAUUUAUAAAAGUUAUAAAUAACAAAGUCUACUAAUGAUUUAUGAAUUUUGAUUGAUUUUUGAUUU
Molecule: messenger RNA, 1293 nt
Organism: Bolinopsis microptera
Lineage: Eukaryota; Metazoa; Ctenophora; Tentaculata; Lobata; Bolinopsidae
Product: ER membrane protein complex subunit 2-like
Exons: 6
Coding region: 2-898 (298 amino acids)
Biological process (GO): protein folding in endoplasmic reticulum
Cellular component (GO): EMC complex
Molecular function (GO): protein binding
Source: RefSeq, a predicted model, not a curated record